CAUUGUAUGUUUCCAAGUUUCACAUUUUUAUUUUUCUUCAUGACUUCAUAAUCAUACACUUUCUCUUUUGAUUUUGCACGAAGUAAAACAUUUCUGUUUUGAUUUAUAAAUUACAGAAAAUUUUACUUAUCAUUUAUUCUUCAUCUUCUUUGUCAUAAUCAUGCUUCCUUGGCAUUCGUCAAUGAUUCUCCGGUCCCAUGGAAUUAAACCCAGACUAUCUGCCAAUCCUCUGUUCACUCUCAACCAAUCUUAUCUCCAUUUUAACACAAAUCCCAUUGAUACCCAAUCUCCAUCCCCAUCAUCAGAACCCCAAUCUUUAAUCAAAACAAUCUGUUCUCAAGUUUAUGAAUCCUAUUACCAACAAGCCCACUUAAGAUUUUCAACUCCCAAGCUCAACCUUAACAUCAAUCCUUAUUCUUUGACCCAUGAACAAGCCAUUUCCAUUGUUGCUUCUCUAGCAAAUGAAGCUGGUUCUAUGGUUGCUCUAAGUUUCUUUCACUGGGUACUUGAGAUCUCCAAGUUUAGACAUUUCAUGAGACUUUACAUUGUAACCACCACUUCUUUGAUUAAAAAUGGCAACUUUGACAAAGCCAAUGAGGUAAUGCAGUGUCUGGUAAGGAGUUUUGCUGAAGUUGGGAGGUUAAAGGAGGCUGUUGGGAUGGUUUUUGAGAUGCAAAAUCAAGGCUUGAAGCUAAAGGCUGAAACCUUGACCUGUAUAUUGGCCGUUGGGUUCGAAAUGGGGUUGCUUGACUAUUUGGAGAAAGUGUUCGAUGAAAUGUCUAAGAGAGGUGUGUGUGGGGAUUUUAGUAGUUAUAAAUUGCUGGUAGUUGGGUAUUGUAGAACGGGAAGGGUUCCAGAGGUUGAUAAGUGGUUGAGGGAAAUGCUUGAAAGAGGGUUCAUUGUUGAUAAUGCUACUUGCACAUUGGUUAUCAGUCUGUUUUGUGACAAGGGUUUUGUGAAUAGAGCAUUAUGGUAUUUUGAUAAGAUGGUGAAGAUGGGUUUUAAGCCAAAUUUGAUUAACUAUUCUUGUAUGAUAAAUGGAUUAUGUAAGAGGGGUACUAUAAAGCAAGCGUUUGGAAAACUGGAGGAAAUGGUUAGGGAAGGAUGGAAGCCUAAUGUGUAUGUACAUUCUGCUUUGAUUGAUGGGCUUUGCAAGAAAGGAUGGACUGACAAGGCUUUUAGGUUGUUCCUUAAGCUUGUUAGGAGUGAUGAUUACAAGCCUAAUGUGCAUACAUAUACUUCUAUGAUCAGUGGAUAUUGCUAUGAGGAGAAGUUGAACCGGGCGGAGAUGUUGUUGAGUAGAAUGAAAGAUCAGGGAUUGGUUCCUAACACCAACACAUAUACCACUCUUAUUGAUGGCCAUUGCAAAAUGGGGAAUUUUGAACGAGCAUAUGAAUUGAUGGAUGUAAUGGAUAAUGAAGGUUUUGCUCCUAAUAUAUGUACAUAUAAUGCAAUUAUUGAUGGCCUCUGUAAAAAGGGAAGGGUCCAAGAAGCCCAUGAACUGCUCAAGGAGGGCCUUCUACAUGGAUUGCAAGCUGAUAGAGUUACAUAUACCAUUCUCAUUACUCAACAUUGUAAGCAGACAGAUACUGAACUAGCUGUGGCAUUUUUGGGUAAGAUGGUGAAAGUUGGCCACCAGCCUGAUAUACAUUCAUAUAACACAUUGAUUGCUGCAUUCUGUAAGAAAAAGAAAAUGAAAGACAGUGAGAACCUUUUUGAAGAAGCAUUGCGGCUUGGAUUGGUUCCAACCAAGGAAACAUACACAUCCAUGAUAUGUGGAUACUGCAGAGAUGGAAAUAUAAGCUUGGGACUCAAGUUUUUCAACAAGAUGAAUGACUAUGGUUGUGCACCAGAUAGCAUCACAUAUGGAACUCUGAUCAGUGGACUUUGCAAAGAGUCUAGGUUGGAGGAGGCUUGCCAGUUAUAUGAGACUAUGAUGGACAAGGGGCUUUCUCCAUGUGAAGUAACUCGGUUGACAUUAGCUUAUGAGUAUUGCAAGAAAGGUGAUUCUGCCAUUGCCAUGGUUAUGUUGGAAAGACUAGAGAAAAAACUUUGGAUGCGGACGGUUAACACCUUGAUCAGGAAGCUUUGUAGCGAGAAGAAAGUAGGCAUAGCUACAUUAUUCUUUCAUAGAUUAUUGGAUAAGGAUCGCAAUGUUGAUCGUGUAACUUUGACAGCAUUCAUAACUGCAUGUUAUGAGACUGACAAGUUUGCUCUUGUUUCUGACCUGAAUGAAAGGAUCUCUAAAGGAAUUGGUUAGCAGACCAGCCUGGCUGCAGGGAAAAUGGGCCAUAUUUGCAAUAGAAAGCUUUUCGUCUAAAGCAGGUUGCAAGUUGACAUGAAGUUUUCCGCAGGACUGAAUCAUUUUUAGUUCUUUUAAAGGACGUUGAAUUGAUCCCUUUUCCUCGGCAGUUCAAGAUUCUUCAGUUCGUUUUCCUUCUGUUGGCAUUUCUGCUGUCAAUGGAAAAUUCAGAGGACCUAACUACAGAAGAAGCUAGUGGUUUGGAUGUAAUGAGCAGUGCACUACUGUAUCUUUAAUUAGUGUUUGAAAACAGAAACAAAAGUUUGCAUGAAUCAUAUUGAAUGACAUCCUGAUUUGCCCGUGUUUAUCCUCUCAAGUCUUACCAGAUGUUAUAAAUAGGAUCUCAGGACUAAGAAUGGGGACCUAAGGCAGAAAAGAAGAGGGCAAGCCUUUGGUAUCAUAUGAGGAAUCAAUUAAAACCAGGCAAGUUUAGUUGUCUGUUAUCGCUACUACAAGAAUUCCUCUCUUUUUUUUUUAAACAUUUUAACCUCCAAAAAUCAUGCUACCUGAUGAGAACAGUUUUUCAUUUUUUUUAAACCUCCAAAUUCCAACCGUGAUGGAAAUCAAAACUCAAAAUUGAUUUGUCUUUAUGAUGUC
Messenger RNA from Durio zibethinus, 2899 nucleotides. RefSeq lists its product as uncharacterized. Gene Ontology annotation, molecular function: protein binding. The record is from RefSeq and is a predicted model, not a curated record. NCBI's taxonomy places the organism in Eukaryota, Viridiplantae, Streptophyta, Magnoliopsida, Malvales, Malvaceae.